AUGCGCACGAUUCGCACGCCGUUUAGAAUUGUGGUGUUACUUUGGCUUUGUAUGAUAUGGAUGGGGAUGGGGAUGGGGAUGGUGCAGGGUGCGGAUACAGUUGCGGAUGGGGAUAAAGAUAAAUAUAAAGGUGGAUUGUUGGUAGGAGGGAAUGGGAAAGAGAUGGAGAAUGGAAAAGGAAAUGGAAAGGGGAUGGAGAAAGGGGAAAGAGAGGAAGAUAUGAGGUACGAGGGGUAUGAGGGGAAAGAUCAAGAUGAAGAGAGGUUGCCGUUGCCUAGUUAUCAUUUUGGGGCGGGUAUGGAGGUUCAGUGUUUGGAGAGGGAUUUUCAUACAGGAGAACAUAUUCAAUUGGAUGAUGGUUCAUUAAAAUACAUACCAUUCCCGAUAUGUAACGAAACUGGAAAACCAUUGGAAUUAAAAUAUGGAAUUGAAGAAGAACUCAACUGUACAAUCCCCAUAAUAACCGAUUCCUUCUUCCACAUCCUAGAAUUUUACAUCCAUUCCGACGCUCCUCUCUCAUGUCGACUUCCUUCCCGUCCCGCACCCACCAUUCAUCACAUCAACAGCUAUCCAAACUAUAAACAAGAAUACAUCCCUCUUACUUUUGCCCUAGCAGGCACAUUCCAAUUGUCACAUUUACAUAUCGCGUCCCAUCUUAAUGUGCUAUUGCAUAGUGUGCCAAAACAUCGCACGCAGAAGAGGGAUUCGGGGGUUUUGGGCUGUGGCGUGGGGUAUAGUACUGGGGGAAGGGGGAUGGGGAGGGGAAUGGGGAUGAAAAAAUUGAUUAUUGGGGAUGAGUUGGGACUGAGGUUUAGUGUGAGGUGGUUUCAGGGAACGAUGUUGCCGGGGGGUGAUGGGAGAGGUGGGUGGAGAUUUGGUGAGGGGGGUUAUGGUGAUGGUGAUGGGUGGAGGGGGUGGUGGGGUGUGCUGGGGGGGUUUGCGGUGGGAGUAAUGGUUAUGGGGAGUUGGGUGGGGGGUUGGGGGAGAGGGGUGAGUGGGAGGGGAAGGGGGAAACUGGGUUUAGGAGGUGCGGGUUCGGGUGGGAAGAGUCUUGGGGGUGCUACGCCGUUGGGGUAUGGGGUUGUGGGGUCAAAUGGAGGUGGAGGAGGAGCAAAAGUAGGUAAUGGAUGGGGAUUUGUUGGGGGUGGGAGUGGAGGUGGUGGAGGAAGGGGGGAUGGGAAGAGGGAUUAG
Messenger RNA from Sclerotinia borealis F-4128, 1191 nucleotides. The record is from the annotation of a GenBank genome assembly. NCBI's taxonomy places the organism in Eukaryota, Fungi, Ascomycota, Leotiomycetes, Helotiales, Sclerotiniaceae.